AUGUCCAUCUCCACCCCAACCAACCAUCACAUCUCCCCGCACAGGAAGUCAGACAGGAACACCAUCACAGCAAACAUCCACUCACCACAUCCCAUCUCCACCCCAACCAACCAUCACAUCUCCCCGCACAGGAAGUCAGACAGGAACACCAUCACAGCAAACAUCCACUCACCACAUCCCAUCUCCACCCCAACCAACCAUCACAUCUCCCCGCACAGGAAGUCAGACAGGAACACCAUCACAGCAAACAACCACUCACCACAUCCCAUCUCCACCCCAACCAACCAUCACAUCUCCCCGCACAGGACAUCAGACAGGAACACCAUCACAGCAAACAUCCACUCACCACAUCCCAUCUCCACCCCAACCAACCAUCACAUCUCCCCGCACAGGACAUCAGACAGGAACACCAUCACAGCAAACAUCCACUCACCACAUCCCAUCUCCACCCCAACCAACCAUCACAUCUCCCCGCACAGGACAUCAGACAGGAACACCAUCACAGCAAACAUCCACUCACCACAUCCCAUCUCCACCCCAACCAACCAUCACAUCUCCCCACACAGGACAUCAGACAGGAACACCAUCACAGCAAACACCCACUCACCAUGUCCAUCUCCACCCCAACCAACCGUCACAUCUCCCUGCGGAGGAAGUCAGACAGGAACACCAUCACAGCAAACACCCACUCACCAUGUCCAUCUCAAGCCCAACCAACCAUCACAUCUCCCCACACAGGACAUCAGACAGGAACACUAUCACAGCAAACACCCACAUCCCAACCAACCCCCACAGUUUACCCAUUUGGGGACAAAAUAUGAAGAUAAGACAUUAUCCCAAUGA
Messenger RNA from Haliotis rufescens (red abalone), 843 nucleotides. Its product is annotated as LIM domain-containing protein A-like. NCBI's taxonomy places the organism in Eukaryota, Metazoa, Mollusca, Gastropoda, Lepetellida, Haliotidae. Bases 1 to 843 code for a protein of 280 amino acids. The record is from RefSeq and is a predicted model, not a curated record. The transcript has a single exon.